Durio zibethinus is the source of this 2227-nucleotide messenger RNA. RefSeq names its product cyclic dof factor 1-like. Gene Ontology annotation, molecular function: DNA-binding transcription factor activity; DNA binding. Lineage: Eukaryota; Viridiplantae; Streptophyta; Magnoliopsida; Malvales; Malvaceae. Gene Ontology annotation, biological process: regulation of DNA-templated transcription. The record is from RefSeq and is a predicted model, not a curated record.
UUAAAACAAACUAAAACAAAAACAAAAAUUAAUAUUUAAAACAAAAAAAAAACAUUAAAAGAACACAGAACUCAAACGUGUCAGAUCUCUUUUUCUCUCUUUUUCUUCUUACAAAACUUUCUCUCUCUAGAAAGUUUCUGUUUUUAUCUUGAGUUGGCAGAAGAUUUAGAAGGAAAAAAAUAUUGAUUUGUAUAAGUUGUGGAAAAAAAAAAACAGGGUAGAAAACAGUGUAAGGAAGCAGAAAAUGUCGGAACCAAAAGACCCGGCGAUCAAAUUAUUUGGAAAAACAAUCCCUUUGCCUGAGAAAUCUCCAAAAGCAGCAUCAGCAGCAGCAACAACAGUAGCUAACUUUUGUGCUACUUGUGGUGACGGUAACAAUAAUAAUAACAAUAUUGAUCAAGAUCAAGAUCGUUGUUGUUCUACAAAUUCUUCACCAGAGGAAGAUAAAGGGGAAGAGAGAGAAGUUGAAAAGGACAUUGUGGGAGAUAAAACAAUGGAGUCUGAACAAGAAGUUGGAGAUAGAAAGGAGGAUGGUUCUAAACAGGAUGAUGGUGCUCCUCCAGUUACUUCUGUAGAAUCUACAAAUUUGGAGGCAAUCUCUGGAGCAAGCGACAACCCUAAAACACCUUCUGUUGAGAAGGAGAGCACUGCUUUAAAAACUUCUAAAACUGAUGAAGAUCAAAGUGAGACAAGUAAUCCACAAGAAAAAACCUUGAAGAAACCCGACAAAAUACUUCCAUGCCCCCGCUGCAACAGCAUGGAUACCAAGUUUUGUUACUACAACAAUUACAAUGUCAAUCAACCCCGACACUUUUGCAAGAACUGCCAGAGAUACUGGACAGCUGGGGGGACCAUGAGGAAUGUACCUGUGGGUGCUGGACGUCGCAAGAACAAGAAUUCAUCUUCUCACUACCAUCACAUAACUGUCUCUGAAGCUAUGCAAAAUGUUCGUACCGACAUUCCUAAUGGAGUUCACCAUCCAGCCCUGAAAGCUAAUGGUACUGUUCUCACCUUUGGCUCGGAUACACCCCUUUGUGAAUCAAUGGCUUCUGUUUUGAACCUUGCAGAUAAAACAAUCCGUAAUACCACACGAAAUGGGUUUAAUAAGCCUGAGGAGUUAAAGAUUCCUGUUUCUUAUAGAGGUGGAGAAAAUGGGGUUGAGCAUUCAAAUGGAUCAUCUGCCCCAACUACAAAGGAUGAGGUAGGUAAAGCUGGGUCACAAGAUCAAAUGUUGCGGAAUUGUCAGGGUUUUCCACCUCAGAUGCCAUGCUUUCCUGGGGUUCCUUGGCCUUACCCGUGGAAUUCAACUCAGUGGAGCUCUCCUGUACCUGCUUUCUGCCCUCCAGGCUUUCCUAUGCCUUUCUAUCCUGCCGCCGCUUACUGGGGUUGUACGGUUCCAGGCACAUGGAAUUUCCCUUGGCCUCCUCAGCCUUCCUUUCCAAAGCAAACGGCCCCAAGUUCUGGUCCGAAUUCCCCUACCUUGGGAAAACAUUCAAGAGAUGAGAACAUGGGCAAACCAGGCAACACUGGAGAAGAGGAGCCGGUAAAGGAAAAUAAUGCUGAAAGAUGCCUUUGGAUUCCUAAAACAUUGAGGAUCGAUGAUCCAGAAGCAGCAGCAAGGAGUUCUAUAUGGGCAACACUUGGCAUUAAGAAUGAUAAAUCUGAUUCGAUAGGUGGUAGAGGACUCUUUAAAGCAUUUCAAUCAAAGGGUGAUGAAAGGAAUCAGGUUCCUGAAACCUCUCCAGUCUUGCAAGCAAACCCAGCAGCAUUGUCUAGGUCAAUAAACUUCCAUGAGAGCUCAUAAUCCUGUAAGUUAUGAUUUUGAUUGGUUUAUGGUGUUAAUUAUUCGUUACAAAGUCAGUCCAACUUCGUUAGCUUAGCCACCUUGUCAUCUCACCUUCAUCUCUUUAUAACCAUCUCUCCAAGCAGGCCAACUUAGGAGAACAGAAGAAGAGUUCCUGUCAUAUCCUUUGACGGCAGAGUAUUUAGCUGAAGUAGAAACUGAUUUUUCUUUGUUUCUUUUUGUUUUUUUGGGGUUCUGUUUUUUUUGCCAAAGAGGUAUGAGCAGUUCUUUUUUUUUUUUUGUUCCAUUAGAUGCUUUGCGAGUUCUGUAUAUAAAAUAUAUAUGAAAUGGUGAGAGGUAGGACAAAGUAAGUUUCUGUAACAUAAUCCCAGUUGUAUUCAAAUAAAAUUGGGAACUGAAAUCAAUCUUCUUAUUCUCUCCCAA